This is a messenger RNA of Amyelois transitella, 6779 nucleotides long. It is a transcript of the gene Marf1, whose product is annotated as meiosis regulator and mRNA stability factor 1. The record is from RefSeq and is a predicted model, not a curated record. NCBI's taxonomy places the organism in Eukaryota, Metazoa, Arthropoda, Insecta, Lepidoptera, Pyralidae. Gene Ontology annotation, biological process: post-transcriptional gene silencing. Gene Ontology annotation, cellular component: peroxisome; cytoplasm. The transcript has 20 exons. Gene Ontology annotation, molecular function: mRNA base-pairing post-transcriptional repressor activity; CCR4-NOT complex binding; RNA nuclease activity. The coding region runs from base 212 to 3973 and encodes 1253 amino acids.
UUCGUUUCUUUUAUGUUGAGGGGUGAACGAGUGUGAUUAUGGCGUAGAAAGUGUAGAAUUUAUUUUUACAUUUUGUAUAUAAUUGUUUUACUUUGAACGCUAAUCUGAAUCGGAUUUAAGCAUUUUAUCUAGUAAAUAAGUUUCUACAACGUGCCGUUGUAUGUUUGACCACCCGUGAGAAGUUAUAAUCGUCUUUUUUGUUUUUCAACAUAUGUUGAAUACGUUGUGUGAUUGUGCAUGUGCUAAUUCACAAACCAAAAUGCAUCUUACAAAUAUUUCCGGAUCCACUGGAAUUUCUCACAAGGAAUCUAGAAGUCAUUCAGCUCAAGGGCUUUCGAGAACUGUCUCUAGUCCAGCCAUGAAAAUACCAUUGCCACCUCGUUUGUGGAUCACAGAUAUAGAAAAUGAGUCAUCAGAUGAUAUGGAAGACAUUGAGAGGGAUGACGGGGUGUUCACUGCAGAGCGAACUCGUGUCAGAUCGCGCUACCGACACAAGCAGCGAUCUGUAGCCAACAUCCCCCUUGGUAUAUUUUGGGACAUUGAAAAUUGUCAGGUCCCUCGUGGAUGUUCCGCAAUCGAUGUAGUAUCAGCAAUUAGGAAUAAAUUUUUGACUGGUCGUAGGGAGGCUGAUUUUGUUGUAGUAUGUGAUGUGCGGAAAGAGUCUUCUAAUAGACUUCAAGAACUGAAUGAUGCACAAGUGAGCCUUAUUCAUGUGUGUUGCACACAAAAAAAUGCUGCAGACGAGAAACUAAGACAGUGCAUGAGAAGAUUUGGAGAGUUGCAUUUGGCUCCUGCAGCUCUUUUACUAAUCUCAGGGGAUAUUAAUUUUGCAGCCGACUUGAGUGACUUUAGACAUAGGAAAAACAUGGAAGUGAUAUUGGUGCAUAAACAGAAUACAUCGUCGGCCUUAAUAUCAUGUGCCUCUUCUCAUUAUUGUUUUAAUGAGUUGACCGCACACCUGCCGAGAAACCCAAAGACUUUAAGCCAAACCGAGGAUGAUGAGCCCGACACGUGCGUGAUAGAAGUGGUGAACCUGCCGAAUGAUCAUCCCCCCGAAAAGGUGUCCCGAAGGCUCAAGAGGUUGGCCGACAACUGUGGGGGAAAAGUGCUUAGGGUGACGGCGCCAACUGCCUUGUUGAAGUUCCCGACGCUCAUUCAUACUAUGAGAGCAUUGAAGCGUAUGGACGGAGAGGAUGUAUUCGGUAGGAAAAUAAGUACUCGCUACGCCCGCAACGCUUUUCAGCCGGCGUAUUCUAGUGAUGAGGGCUAUAGCACUGCGGCGUCUCAACCGCCAGUAAGAGCGUUCGUGCCGCCCCCACGCCCGCCGUUAUGCCCAUCGCCUCGCGAUAUCCCGGCCAGUGCUCAAAGCAUCGCAAACGAGUGGGCGUUAGCGCUGCAGCAGCUACCUGCGCAUGCGCUCGAGUAUCAGCCGCAACACAAACCGAGGAAGAUCAGGGGCACGCAUGGUUCAGUCAGCCUCGACCGUUCCGGCUGCUCAUCAAGUAAUAGUGGAGACGACAGCCGUCGGGAAAAUAGCCAGAGCCGAGCGAUGUCUCCUUGGAAUUCUUCUAGCGUGAGCGAGCAAAGCGAGGCGGAGGGCGAGUCUACGGCUGAACUCAGCGUGUCUAAUCUACCGCCGUACGAACCGCAAGUCUUACAGGAGAUGUUAACCCUCCUAUUCAGUCAAUACGUCCCAGUGGUUCGGGUGUCCAUCUGGGCAGCAGGCGAGGGUCCCCAAGCCACCAUCGUGCUGCGCUCAGAAUGGGACGCCCGCCUCGCCAUCGCCCGCAUCCAUAAACGACGUCUCGACAACCAGUGGACCGGACGCAGGCUCGAACUGUCCCUUGGCAAGCCGUCCCCAGCACCAAAUCUAGAUGUCUUAAGGGCUAGACUGCGAGCGAUCUUACUCGACCAGAAGAACUACUCCCUACCGUUACUACGCUUACGUGACGCGUACGCGAGCAGGCAUUGCUGCGCCUUAACUACUUCCGAUAUCGCCAAAGUGAAAGAUACUGUGAUAAUCCACGAGGGUUUCGGACGCAUGGUCCAACUAGUCAAUUUAACCCCAGUGUCGAGCGCUGAAAUGGAAGCGGCGCCUUGGAAGUGCCAUAUUCAUGCGUCUUUGAGCACCGGUCACGAAGAUGGUAGCCGCAUUUUGCAACCAGUGUAUAUGGAAGUGGCGGCUUUGGCCAACAAUAUGCAUGUGCUGUUGGAGAAACAUGGAGGGGUGCUGCCUUUGUUAACGCUGGUAGAGUGUUACGAAGCGACCUUCGCGCCUUUACUAGUGGAUUCCCGGCGGGGCGUAGCCCUAGAGUUGUUGCUGCGGAGCGUGCCCACUCUAGAGGUCAAAGACAGUCCUUCCAGGCACCUCACCUGGCACUCUGAGAGCGACACGCCGCCUCACAACAAUGAUAGUUCUCGUUCGAGUGGCGAACGCGAGCGGCCGCGCACCGCACCUGCUCUGGAGCCCAUGCUGGCGUUGUUCGAGCGGGAACUCAUUGAUUUGCUGAGAACUGCCCCAAGAUGCACCAUCGCUUUUAGCAAACUCAUUCCAGCUUUUCAUCACCACUUCGGCCGGCAGUGCCGAGUGGCCGAUUAUGGAUUCACCAAGCUUCCAGAUUUACUCGCCGCUCUAAGCAAUGCGAUUGUUGUACUCGGCUCCGGUUCAUCCCGUGUAAUAACGAUAUCCGCGGCGGCUCAGGGCCGGCGAUGGACGUCCGAUCUCGUGAAGCUACUGAAGGCCGCGCCCAACCGUUCUGUUUCUCCCCGCGAUAUACCAGAACUGUACCAGGCUACGUUCGGAAGGCCGUUCACCCCAGUCGACUAUGGAGUCUGUACUUUAGCGGAGUUGGUGCAAAGAGUAGCCCCCCAAGCUGUGAUAGUAGAUGUAGACGGAACGUUGUCGCUGCCUCGUAGGACUCCCACGCCGGAAGAAAGGGGGCGCACUGUACAGUUUGCUAUGGAGGCUGUAGAACUCCUCUGCUACACUCCGAACCUCCGCAUGGAAUUCUCUCGUUUCGUGCCCGCCUACCACGCCCACUUCGGCCGUCAACUCCGCGUGGCGCACUACGGUUGCGUCAAGUUGGUAGAACUGUUCGAGCUGAUACCGGAAGCGGUGUCUAUAUACUCGGAGGCUAGCGGGGAGAGGAGUGUGCGGUUGGCAGUACGAGCGGCGAGGGCGGUGAUGGCGCAGAGGUUGAGGGCGAUUACGCCGGUGUCUAUGGCCGAUUUGCCUCAACAGUACGCAGCUCAUUUCGGCGCGCCGCCGUUGCCGGACGUGCUAGACAUGUCGUCUCUGGAAAUGCUUGUGUACGCGGCCGGCGGCUGCAUCGAGGGCGGCGUGGCUCGCGGUGCGGGCUCGGCGCCGCGCUGGGCGUCCGCCGCGCUCGCCGCCUGCGCCGCGCUCAGCGCCGACCGCAGCGUCGCCAGAGGUUCAACCGAAGAAUACUUCACGUCGGCAUUCCGCCGGAUGCGCUCGGCGGAGCCAGAUGUCGGCUGCCUGGUGGCGUCAGGCGUGGUGGAGGUAUGCGACCGACGGAUCCGUCUGACGCCCGCCUGGCGGAUCGUCUGGCGGUUGGCGCAGGUAUUCGCAGAACGAACUACGCCGAUGCUAGCUAAUGAAGUGCUGGCAGAGUAUACGAAGAGAUUCGAACCUGUUUUCCCUAACUCUGAGUUGGGUAUAAACGGCAUAGUGGAGUUCCUCCGGCAAUACGUCGAGGUGUUCUCCGAGACGUGCGGGCAGUGGUCGCUGUGCGCCGGCGUGGCGCUGCCGCGGCCGCGCGACGCGGCGCCCGCGCACGAGGACUACUCCGUGCACGACACGCCGCCCGGCCAGAAGGGAUCCCGCGUGUUUGAAUCGCCAAAAAUAAAUAUAUGGUGCUCCCCUCCAGCCAGUGCCCUGCCGCCGCCGACUUCAUUGCUCACACAAGAGAAGCGUCGAACUCGAUUGGCGGCACAUUUCGACGCGUCGUAAAUUCUCCAUUCCCACCUUAAAUACUACCUACUUAAUGAUGCAUUCCUAACCUGAGCGAGUGAAGUUUGCAUGUGUGUGUCAUCAGAAGCACCGAUCUGUACCCAGGGUCGCAACGAAUUUUAUCUCUUAGACUUAUAAAGUGUCCUAAAUAUUGUGAUGUCUAUAACAAUAAUGUUUUAGAUUGCGUAUAUUUUUGUGUGUGUUAUUUAGAUUAAGAAAUUCGGCGCAUUCGUAAAAUGUUAUUACAAUAUUGUUUACCUAGUAGGAUAUUUAAAUCGAACAACGAUAUCACUACUCGACCGUGACCAGAAGAUGCUUGUGUAUUUUAAAUUUCAAAUGAACUACCAUUACAUAGAAACAAAAAUACUUAAAUUUUAAGACGUAACAGUGGGUCUAGUGCAAUGUGAAAAAAUAGACAAGCGUCUCUUAGCUGUGGUGGGGUAAGCGACAUUUUUUCAGUAAUAUUCCCGCCAUUUGUAAUACUGGACAAGUAUGUUACCUACAUUUUAUUUUACUUGACAACCAAAUGAUUGCUCUACUAUAAUAAAAUUACUUAUUCCCUAGGAUCUUAGUCUUUCUUUGCUAUUUAAUUUUAUUUAAGAAUGGUUAGAAUUGAUGUUAUAUUUUCAUAAAAUCUAAUCAAUCUUUUAUUUUAUUCUUUGACAUUUAUUAUAAUUUAGGUUUAAAUACGUAAAUGAGGACUGAAAGAUAAACUGUUAUGAUUCCAAAAAUGAUGGAUAUACUUUUUAUCAUUUCUGGAAAUUAUAACAAAAUGUACAUACAUAUCAUUUUAGGGUUCGAGGCUCAAUCUUAUUUUAAGAAUAGUGAAUAAGUUUUUACAUUUAUCAAUAAUUAUGCUAGCAAGCACUAAUAACAUUUUCCGAAUGCCAAAGUACAAUAAAUCAGACAGUGUUGUAUUUUUUUGUCUAAAAUGUAUUAUUUAAUAUGAUGAUCUCUGUUGAUUUUUAAUGCGCAUGCGAUUAGCUUACUUGGUUUAAUUUAAGGAGUAAAUAAGUGUUGUCAAUAUACAUAAGUAUUACUUCGCAAUCCUAGUAAUAUCAAUUUCGAAUUUAUUUUAUGUAAUUUUAGAUGAAGUUUACAUCAUAAUGAAUGAACUUCAAAUCUCUUUUGUGAAGUGCAAUGAGCUCGGUAUUUUAGCAAAGUUGCGAACUGGCCUUACGACAGUCACCUCACAGCUGAGUCAAUUAAAGACGAUCUAAUCUUUUAUAAUGAUAUUUCCUGUAGAAAUAGAUCAUUGCUAUGAUGGAAUAUGCUUGUGUCUAUUGAAAUUAUAGUAGUUCAUUAGUACAAGUUUGUAAAAUCUCUUAGUUCCACAUUGAUAUAUUCAUCAAGUAAAAAUGACGGAUUGCCUAUAUUUGUUACUUUUUGGGAGUCUGUAUUGCAAUCGUAAUUUAUUAUCUAUAUAGAUACUUUCAAAAAGUAUUACUUUAUUAAUGUAUCAUAUUUUAUAUUACAUUCAUAUAGAUGUCGUUAACGUAACGAAUUAUGAUCAUACAUGAGUGGAUUGAAUUUUUUUUAUUAGAAUAAAUAGCGAUUGUAUACAGUUAAGUUUUAAACAUUUGAUAAAACAUUAAUUGAAUAUAAGACGACAAAACUAUGAAUCUGAUGUACAUAAUAUUUUGUAACUCAUUUAUAUAGCAUAGAUACAACGGUCUGAUAUUUGUUCAAAAAGACUGUUGUAAUAUUGUAUGUUUUCUUAUAUUUAGUUAUGUUCUUUCGUUCUAACUUCACGACUUGGUCGUACAUUAUUAGGUAUAUUAAUAAUUGCGUUGUAUCAAUAUGGUCAAUUUUAUAAACAAGUCCAAUAUACAAAUAUAUUUUUAUUGUUUUUAAGAUUUUUAUAAGAUUCUAAAUAAUAUUUCAAAUGGUUUCACAAAUGAAGAAUCUAGGCAUCAGCCCCUGUGAUACUCGUGUACCAAUGAAUGCCAAUCUAAAAUAUUGUUUUAGUACAUAAUAAACUAUUUGGUAAGUAAUUUAAAUAAAUAUCUUUAUUUAUGUAUAUAGUGUACAUAAUUUAUUUUGUGAUUAAUGAUUAAGAAUCAGUACAAAAUGUAAUAAAUGAAUGGCUUUAAUAAAUUAAAAUCCGCCAUUUUUUCUUAUAAUGUGGAACGUCGACAUUUUUUAGUAAAACAGUAGCUUGGUUUUAGAUAAUGUCACAUAGGCAGGGCCUUUGCAGCAUUUGGUCAAUAGUAUACUAUUUUUAAUCCAACUGAUUCCCUUUUUGGAAUUGAUAACUCUGCCAGUCCGCAUUUGUUAAUCUUAACGGUCCAAUAAAUGUCCAAGUCAAAAAAUGUGUACCUACUUUUGCGAUUGUUACAAUUUCUGUGAAGCUUUUCGACAUGUUAUAUAUAUUUUUCUAAAUUAAAGCAUAUGAAUAGCGAAUAUAUAUGAUUUGAAGAUGUCUUUCACGAUUGAUUUUCUUAAUAUGAUUUUAUUUUUAUGACCAAUAAUAAAGUACAGCUCUUUUUGUAAAAAUUUAAUAUUGUUUCAAAACUGGAUGAGAAACAAAUAUAUUGAAGAUUUAAGACUGUAGUAAAUUAUAUAGUUCAUAGUAUGUCCCAUUUUACUUUUGUGACCAAUAAAAAGUUCAGAAUUAAUAAUAAGGUAGUUUUAAGAUUUCAAAAUAACGUAGAGAUGUUGGUAUAAUUUUAUUGUACAUCUUCGUAAUUCUGUGAUCAUUAAUUACUUGUUGUUGUUCCAACGUAGUAGUAGUGUAUCAAUUCAAGUAGUCUUGUCAGUAUUGCAUGAACAAAAACUAAUGAUGGAAUAAAUGUUAUUUUUUCAA